AUGGGCAAAUGUGGCGUCGGCCGACCAAGAAAUCAGGUGGCGGCGCACCAGAAAGGAGUUGAACAGACCAUUAUUGUGCAGGCUAUUACUGAAUUGGAAGCUGAAGAAACUGACCAACAAGACACGUAUGGUGAUUCCAAUCAACACAUUGCAAUAACACCAUACACAGAGUCAGAUGAUAAACAUGAUGAAGACCAACAAUAUAGACCCGACGAAGGAGUAAUCAACAACAAUGUGUCAUCCCCAGAGAAACAUGUUGCAACCCUAUUGAAACCAUGGGUUGGGGUGAUAAAAUGA
Lathyrus sativus (Indian pea) is the source of this 297-nucleotide messenger RNA. The record is from the annotation of a GenBank genome assembly. Lineage: Eukaryota; Viridiplantae; Streptophyta; Magnoliopsida; Fabales; Fabaceae.